GCGGAAGGAGCCGAAGGCGGAGUGGGGCGCCGAAGCGGGGCGGCCUAGCGCUCGGGCCCCUCCGGAAAGAGCCGAACCGCACUCGGAAGAGGAGGGCGCCUUUGCCUUCGGCGCCUGGCCCCCGCGCGGUGCCCUCUGUCGGCGGCUUGGGGCAGCUGUGGCAGCGGUGGCGGCGGGAGGCGGUAGCCGCGUCGACGUCGACCAAGACUGGAGCGACGUUUAAAGAAGGAGCCGAGUCGCCGCGGAGUCCGGCUUCUGGUUGUUGGAGGACUCCCACCCUUCCGCGCGGCCCGACGACGAGAAGCUGCGGCGCCGGGAAGCAGGCAUGGAGAGUAGAAAACUGAUUUCUGCUACAGACAUUCAAUACUCUGGCAGUCUGCUGAACUCCUUGAAUGAGCAACGCGGCCAUGGACUCUUCUGUGAUGUUACCGUUAUUGUGGAAGACCGAAAAUUCCGAGCCCACAGGAACAUCCUUUCAGCUUCUAGUACUUACUUCCAUCAGCUCUUCUCAGUUGCUGGGCAAGUUGUUGAACUGAGCUUUAUAAGAGCAGAGAUCUUUGCAGAAAUUCUCAAUUAUAUCUAUAGUUCUAAAAUUGUUCGUGUUAGAUCAGAUUUACUUGAUGAGUUAAUUAAAUCAGGGCAGUUAUUAGGAGUUAAAUUUAUAGCAGAGCUUGGUGUCCCGUUGUCACAGGUUAAAAGCAUCUCAGGUACAGCUCAGGAUGGUAAUGCAGAAACCUUACCUCCUGGUUCUAGUGACAAGAACCUUGAAAUACAAAAAUCAAAAGAUGAAGCCCAAGAAAAUGGGGCCACUAUAAUGCCAAUUAUAACAGAGUCUUUUUCCUUAUCUGCUGAAGAUUAUGAGAUGAAAAAGAUCAUUGUUACCGAUUCAGAUGAUGACGACGAUGACGUCAUUUUCUGCUCUGAGAUUCUGCCUGCAAAGGAGACUUUGCCGAGUACCAAUACAGUGGCAGAGGUCCAGCCUAACCCAGGCUCUGUUGCUAUUUCAGAUGUUGCACCUUGUGCGAGCAAUAGCUCUCCCCCUUUAACAAAUAUCACACCUACUCAGAAACUUCCUACUUCUGUGAAUCAGGCAACUCUGAACCAAACACAAGGAAGUGAAAAAUUGUUGGUAUCUUCGGCCCCAACACAUCUGACUCCCAACAUCAUUUUGUUAAAUCAGGCAUCACUUACUACACCACCAAAUGUCAGUUCUUCACUUCCAAAUCAUAUGUCUCCUUCAAUCAAUGUACUUGUGCAGAAUCAGCAGCCACCAAACAGUGCUGUUUUAACAGGAAACAAGGCCAAUGAAGAGGAGGAGGAGGAAAUUAUAGAUGAUGAUGAUGACACUAUUAGCUCCAGUCCAGACUCGGCGGUCAGUAAUACAUCUUUGGUCCCACAGGCUGAGAUCCCCCCAAAUACCGCUUUUGAUGGAUCGUUGAUACAGAAGAUGCAGAUUCCUACACUUCUGCAAGAGCCACUUUCUAAUUCUUUAAAAAUUUCAGAUAUAAUUACUAGAAACACUAAUGAUCCAGGUUUAGGAUCAAAACAUCUAAUGGAGGGUCAGAAGAUUAUUACUUUAGAUACAGCUACUGAAAUUGAAGGCUUGUCGACGGGUUGCAAGGUUUAUGCAAAUAUUGGUGAAGAUACUUAUGAUAUAGUGAUCCCUGUCAAAGAUGACCCUGACGAAGGGGAGGCCAGACUUGAGAAUGAGAUACCAAAAACAUCUAGCAGUGAGACGGCAAAUAAACGUAUGAAGGUAAAACAUGAUGAUCACUAUGAGUUAAUUGUAGAUGGAAGGGUCUAUUAUAUCUGUAUUGUAUGCAAAAGGUCAUAUGUCUGUCUGACAAGCUUGCGGAGACAUUUUAACAUUCAUUCUUGGGAGAAGAAGUAUCCUUGCCGUUACUGUGAGAAGGUAUUUCCUCUUGCAGAAUAUCGCACAAAGCAUGAAAUUCAUCACACAGGGGAGAGAAGGUAUCAGUGUUUGGCCUGUGGCAAGUCUUUCAUCAACUAUCAGUUUAUGUCUUCACACAUAAAGUCAGUUCAUAGUCAAGAUCCUUCUGGAGACUCAAAGCUUUAUCGUUUACAUCCAUGCAGGUCUUUACAGAUCAGACAAUAUGCAUACCUUUCUGAUAAGUCAGGCACCAUGCCUGUCAUGAAGGAUGAUGGUAUUGGGUAUAAGGUUGAUGCUGGGAAAGAACCUCCAGUAGGGACCACAUCUACUCCUCAGAACAAGCCAAUGACCUGGGAAGAUAUUUUUAUUCAGCAGGAAAAUGAUUCAAUUUUUAAACAGAAUGUAACAGAUGGCAGUACUGAGUUUGAAUUUAUAAUACCAGAAUCUUAUUGAACUCCUUUGAAAUAUCAGAAAGUUUUGGUUUGGAUUAAGGGUCAGGGCUUUCAGAAGACCUGUAAAACAAAGGUGAAGACAAGUUGAUUUGAUCUGCCAUGUCAUCUGAAGGUAGUCUAGUUGGAUUAUUUGUUGAUAAUUUUUUAGAAGCAAAUUAUUCUGAAAGUUUGAAUAGAGAUUGAGAAGUUUUUCCCCCCAAGUAUCCAUUUUUAUAGUUAGCUUUCAGCACAUUUAAAAGAGGCAAAAAGAAAAAAAAAGCUUGGAGAGAUAGUUUCCUGAAUAGAAUUUGAAGCAGUCUGAAUGUUCUUUGAAAAUAACUGGAGUUAUUAGCAUACCCUAGUAUAUCUUGCAACUUUCCCCUUCCGUGUUAGCACUUUACUGAUUAAUUCUCAAUUUUCUUAUUAUUGAGACUAUAAAUGUGUCGUGUCUUGUAUAUGGCAUAAAAAGUAAACAAGAACUUCUAAAGUUGUCCUGGAAAUUUUCAGAAUAAGUCUCUGCUUGGUUGUGUAUUCUGCUAACCCAAAUGGAUAGCAACCUCCUGCCCCUCGUGAAAAUGGCCGUGCAGACAAAUCUCUCGUUUGAAGAAUGAAGUAGUUUUAGCUAAUUAGAAUUAAACCUUGCUUUUAUUGCCAUAGUCUGGAAAAGACCUGUGGCUGGACUACUGUAUAUACCUUUGCAAUGUGGUUUCCGUGGGCAAAAAUACUAAAGGAAAACAAAUCUCUGUAGUGCAGACAGGAAGAGGUGAAAUGUUCUAUCGCAUUUGUUUUGAAUUCUGCACUCUUAUAUGAUAGCGACAGAGAAUGGAAAUAAAUGGAGAUUUCCUUUUUGCUUGUUAUGGUUAAAAAUAUUCCCAUGACAUUUUUCAAAUUUUGAAUCUGAAAGCCACCAAAUUAAUCUUUAUGUAUAAAUCUUUAUAAAUGACAAAUUUCAUAAAUGAGACGCCUAUAUAUUUUGGGCGGGAGGCUACUGGCAUAUAUUUUUAAAUGUUCAUAUUACUUAGAAUCUCUAAUAGGAAGUUUUUAUUUGACAUAGUUGAAUCAGUGAUCUAGUAUUUUCCUUUCAGCAAGACCUUUUAGGUUUUUACUCCUUCUAAAAUAAGUUCCAUUCCAUCUGCA
Eubalaena glacialis (North Atlantic right whale) is the source of this 3459-nucleotide messenger RNA. RefSeq names its product zinc finger and BTB domain containing 33 (gene ZBTB33). The transcript is spliced from 2 exons. Gene Ontology annotation, biological process: regulation of transcription by RNA polymerase II. Bases 326 to 2344 code for a protein of 672 amino acids. Gene Ontology annotation, molecular function: protein binding; RNA polymerase II cis-regulatory region sequence-specific DNA binding; DNA-binding transcription factor activity, RNA polymerase II-specific. The record is from RefSeq and is a predicted model, not a curated record. Lineage: Eukaryota; Metazoa; Chordata; Mammalia; Artiodactyla; Balaenidae. Gene Ontology annotation, cellular component: nucleus.